AAUGAGGCACUGGUGAGAGGUUCCCAUUGGCUUGCAACUGAGGUCCUCACCUCCAUCCCCCUCUCCUCCCCACCCCAGAUCACCUUCUACGAAGGGAAAUGCUUCUCAGGCAGGAAGCUGGAGGUGUGCAGCACCUGCAGCAGCUUCCAGCAGCGAGGCUUCCCCCACCGUGUCAACUCCAUCCGCGUGCAGAGCGGGGCCUGGGUCUGCUUUGAUCACCCUGAGCUGCACGGGCAGCAGUUUGUGCUGGAGCACGGCGAGUACCCGCACUGGCAGCGCUGGAACGGCCGCGGCGACCGCAUGGGCUCCUGCAGACCUGUGGGCAUGCACGGGCAGCACUACCGCAUCCAGCUGUUUGAAGGGAGCUGCUUUGGAGGCCGCAGCAUGGAGCUCACUGAGGACUGCUCCUGUCUGCAGGGCCGGGGCUGGGAGCAGCCCCACGUCAACGCCGUCAGGGUGUACGGUGAUGGAGCGUGGGUGCUCUACGAGGAGCCCAACUAUCGAGGCCGCAUGUAUGUGGUGGAGCGGGGCGAGUUCAGCAACUUCCGAGCAUGGCAGGGCUUCAGUGCAAACGUCCAGUCUGUCCGGAGGGUCAUCAACUACUUCUAGCUGAGAACACCUCAUCGGAGCUGGGCUGCUGGGCUGCUGGGCUGCUGGGCUGCUGGGCUGCUGGGCUGCUGGGUUGGGCAUCACCUCACUGACCCGUGGAAUAAACUGUUCAACAUCAAAUUUUGGCUCUAAGUAAAUUUGUUUCCAUCAAUUGCAUGAGUUCAAGAGGGAAUGGAUAUGCUCAGUGUUUCUAAGGUUAUAUGCUGUGAUUUUACUUUUCUAUGGUGUGACGAUUCAUGGGGUGUGAUGGGACACGUCUUCUCUUGUAGCUGAUAGUGAAAAGAAGACCUGGGAAA
This is a messenger RNA of Phasianus colchicus (ring-necked pheasant), 905 nucleotides long. The record is from RefSeq and is a predicted model, not a curated record. Lineage: Eukaryota; Metazoa; Chordata; Aves; Galliformes; Phasianidae.